CACAUCGUUUCUUCAACCUUAGACUGUGCGAAACCCAAGAUUACACUUUAUCUGUGCAACAUGUCUCGUCCACAGCAUACGAGGACCUUGUCGACCAAUCUGUCUUCGAGUGCUGGUGGCCGCGUGCUUGAGGGCAAGCUCGCCAUCGUUACAGGCGGGUCGCGAGGCAUCGGAGCGGCAACAUGCGAGAAUCUUGCAAGCAAGGGCGCUUCUUUGAUCAUUAACUACACGUCCGAUUCAUCGGCUGAAAAGACACAGAAACUGGCCGAGCAGCUUCAGGCCGACCAUGGCGUGCGUUGUCUAUCUGUUCAAGCCGACAUGGGUACGGAUAACGGACCGGCUCAUAUCGUCGCUAUGGCGAAGAACAACCUCGCGCAUCCCAAGACUGGCAAGUUCCAGAUUGAUAUCGUGAUCAACAACGCUGGCGUAGCCUCCAAGCAUUCACUUGAGGAGUGCACAUCCGCCGAGUUUGCCCGGUUGUACAACGUCAACGUACGGGGUCCGAUGCUACUGAUGAAAGCGGCCCUACCAUACCUACCAACGGACAGGAGUGGACGCGUGGUGAACGUCAGCAGCGUGAGCUCAUCUCUUGGGUUUGAGGGAGACGGCAUGUACGGUGGCACCAAGGCCGCGCUCGAAGCAAUGACCCGAACGUGGAGUAGGGAACUUAGUGAGCGAGCCACCGUCAAUGCCGUCAACCCUGGGCCCGUUGCUACCGAUAUGUAUGCCGGGACAUCGAAGGAGUUCCAGCAGAAGAUGAGUUACUGGACGAAGAACACGCCGUUAGCCGCAAUUCGUCCCGACGUUGACCGGCAAGAUCUAGUCGAUAAUGCUGAGCUUGCUGGUGGGCGACCUGCCUACGAUAGCGAGAUUGCUGGCGUCAUUGCGAUGCUAUGUACGCCAGACAGCGCAUGGUGCACUGGCAGCGUCAUCUGCGUAAGCUACCCAAUAUACCUAUGGCUGCGGCCUACCAGAAUGCUAACAAAAAUGUGA
This is a messenger RNA of Baudoinia panamericana UAMH 10762, 993 nucleotides long. RefSeq lists its product as uncharacterized. The record is from RefSeq and is a predicted model, not a curated record. Bases 61 to 993 code for a protein of 310 amino acids. Gene Ontology annotation, molecular function: oxidoreductase activity, acting on the CH-OH group of donors, NAD or NADP as acceptor. The transcript has 3 exons. NCBI's taxonomy places the organism in Eukaryota, Fungi, Ascomycota, Dothideomycetes, Mycosphaerellales, Teratosphaeriaceae.